Ipomoea nil (Japanese morning glory) is the source of this 3203-nucleotide messenger RNA. Its product is annotated as receptor-like protein kinase 5. Bases 83 to 3145 code for a protein of 1020 amino acids. Gene Ontology annotation, molecular function: protein kinase activity; protein binding; ATP binding. NCBI's taxonomy places the organism in Eukaryota, Viridiplantae, Streptophyta, Magnoliopsida, Solanales, Convolvulaceae. Gene Ontology annotation, biological process: protein phosphorylation. The transcript is spliced from 4 exons. The record is from RefSeq and is a predicted model, not a curated record.
GCAAGCUGCAAAACUCUGAUCUCUUCCAUGCCACCAUUUCAAGAACCAAGCUAAGCUUUUUUCAUCCUAAAUCAACCUCAUAAUGUCCAAACUAACCCCAUCAUCAUCAACCCAAAUCUACCUCAUCAUCCUCACACUUCUGCUCUUCACUUUGCCCUUCCAUGGAAACUGCCAACCCAGUAUCAAUCCAGAGACAACAAUUUUGCUUGAAAUAAAGAACCAUUUUUCUAACCCAUCCAAUCUUUCCCACUGGACUUCAUCCUCCGAUCAUUGUACUUGGCCGGAGAUCACCUGUGCAGAUGGCUCCGUCACUGGAAUCCAGCUGGCCUUCCUAACGCUUAACCAAACCAUCCCACCAUCCAUCUGUGACCUCAAAAACCUCACAAUUCUUGAUCUCAACAACAACUUCAUCCCUGGACCUUUCCCUGUAGCUCUGUACAAUUGUUCAAAUCUUGAAUACUUGGACUUGUCUUUCAACUACUUCAAUGGCUCAAUCCCCAGUGAUAUCAACCGGCUUUCUCCUCGGCUCACGGUUUUUAACCUCUCCUCAAACUCGUUAACUGAUGGAAUCCCAGCAGCCAUUGGAGGAUUAAAGCAGUUAAAAGAGCUUCAGUUUGCCGCCACCUUCUUGAGUGGAUCUUUCCCGCCGGAAAUUGGUGACUUGGUGAAUCUUGAAGUUCUGACUUUGUACGAGAAUCCCUUUGCACCGCAGGAGAUCCCGUCAAGUUUUGCUGGAUUGAAGAAACUGAGGAAUCUAUGGAUCAAAAGUUCCAAUUUGGUUGGAGAGAUUCCUGAGAAUAUCAUCGGUAACAUGACAGCUUUGGAGUUCUUGGAUUUAUCUGGAAAUAGUCUGAGCGGUAAUAUUCCCAACAACUUGUUUCUGCUUAAGAAUUUGACAAAAGUUUACCUCCAGGUAAACAAAUUGUCAGGUCCUAUUCCACAGUCAGUUGAGGCCUUGGAUUUGAAUUGGAUUGAUUUUUCCAAUAACACUUUAACCGACGAAAUCCCUGAAGGCUUUGGGAAGCUGACAAAACUGGAGGGGUUGGUUCUGUUCAUGAAUCGAUUAUCAGGCGAAAUCCCAGAAAGCAUAGGUAGAUUGCCAGCAUUGUGGGAUGUGAGGCUGUUCACCAACAAUCUUUCAGGCGAAAUUCCGGGAGAUUUUGGGAAACAUUCAAAGCUGCAAACUUUUGAUGUUUCCACAAACAAUCUUGUGGGAUCAUUGCCAGAGGGGCUGUGUGAUAACAAGGUGCUUUCUAGCAUCAUUGCUUUUAACAACCACCUUACAGGUGAGCUUCCAAAGUCUCUUGGGGAUUGUCAAACCUUGGGAAGUGUCCUAGUUGAAAAGAACCAACUUUCUGGAACAAUUCCUGAUGGUUUGUGGGGAGCUAGGAAUCUGUCAAGGUUCUUGAUUAGUGAUAACUUGUUUACUGGUGAGCUUCCACGAAAGAUUGCAUCGAAUGUGUCUCUAGUGGAUGUUAGCAACAAUCGGUUUUCAGGUGAAAUCCCUGCUGGGGUUUCUUCUUGGAAUAAUCUUGUUAACUUCAAGGCAAGAGAUAAUCUGUUUACCGGUGAAAUCCCUCAAGAACUGACGGUCCUGCAAAGGUUAUCGGUUCUUUGGUUAGAUGGGAAUCAACUUUCUGGGAAUUUCCCAUCAGAAAUUAUCUCAUGGAAGUCACUGACCUCCUUGAAAUGCAGCAGGAAUCAACUCUCUGGUGAAAUCCCUUCAGCACUUGGUCUUUUGCCAAAUCUUAAUGAGUUGGACCUGUCUGGAAACCAAUUUUCCGGGGAAGUUCCACCCGAGAUAGGGCGUUUGAGGCUAACUUCACUCAACCUGUCUUCAAAUCACCUCUCGGGGAGAAUCCCGGGUGCUCUUGAAAAUGCAGUUUUUGAUAAGAGCUUCUUGAAUAACCCCGAACUUUGUGCAGCCACCCCUUCAAUUGGCCUCAGUAUUUGCAAGCUGAAUACCAAGAAAUCGAAUAGCAAUUCAAUCAGAGUCAUAGCUAUUCUUGGUAGCAUAGCAGCAGCCUUGUUUCUAGUAGCCAUUCUCUAUAUACUGUUUGGUUUAAGAAAGAGUAGGAAAGGAAAGCAAGGAUUAGACCCAAAUUGGAAGUUUACACCAUUCCACAGGCUAAACUUCACAGAAUCAAAUAUUCUGUCGAAUUUAACAGAAGACAAUGUGAUUGGCAGUGGGGGAUCGGGGGAAGUUUACCUCGUACAACCCUUACAUCAUACCGGUGAAAAAGUCGCUGUUAAGAGGAUUUGGAAUUGCAAGAAGCUGGAUCGAAAGCUCGAGAAGGAGUUCGAAGCAGAAGUGGAGAUACUUGGCACGAUUCGCCACUCAAACAUAGUGAAACUCCUGUGUGGAAUCUCUAGUGAAGACUCUAUGCUUCUUGUGUACGAGUACAUGGAAAAUCGCAGCCUGGAUUUAUGGCUACAUCCAAAGAGAAGACCAUAUUUUUCAAGUCCCCCUUAUUGCCAAAUCCUGGAAUGGCCAACCAGGCUACACAUUGCCACCGGGGCAGCCCAGGGGCUCUGCUAUAUGCACCACGGCUCCUCCCCGCCCAUCGUUCACAGAGAUGUUAAAUCGAGCAAUGUGCUUUUGGGCUCCGAGUUCAAUGCUAAAAUUGCAGAUUUUGGUCUGGCAAGAAUGUUGAUUAGGCCUGGAGAAGCUAACACAGUCUCAACAUUGGCUGGCACUUUUGGCUACAUUGCUCCAGAGUAUGCACACACAACUAAAGUGAACGAGAAGAUCGAUGUGUACAGCUUCGGGGUGAUCCUUUUGGAGCUCGUUACCGGAAGGGAACCUAACCAUGGCAGUGAAGAGUUAUGCCUAGCUGAUUGGGCACGGAAAUACGUGCAAGAAGGAAAGCCCAUAGCUGAUGCAGUAGAUGCAGAUAUCAAGAAGGCACAGUACUUAGAUGAGAUGCAAUCUGUGUUCAAACUUGGGAUAUUCUGUACUGACAUUUCUCCUUAUAGAAGACCUACCAUGAAAGAGGUCCUGGAAAUCCUGCUAAAAUUCAAGCGUCAAUCGCCAUAUGCAGACAACGUAAAUGGAAGUGAUCGCGACGCUUCGCCACUCCUUAAACAUUCAAGGAGUGGGAGGAGCUCAGAGAGUGAAGAUGAUGAGUUUAAGUUCAUAGUGUGAAGGAGUCUAGAGUGUUUAAGAUGAAUACAUUAUACAUAUAGCUGUUCAUAAAAGUAUA